AUGGUUGCUCCUCCGUCGGCUUUUCUGCUACGACAGAAGCAACUGUUUGUGCAUCAGUCAUCGGGUCGAGUACACGGACAACUGCGGAUAUGGCGGGCUGCCUUGGUCUGUAUCGCUCUUUCCAGCUUCUGGCGUGCACUGCUCGCGGCUGUUGGAAGGCUUCGUACCCGCAGCUCCCAACGAAUGGACAAAGGAAAGAAGGAAUGCAAACGAACCUCCGUACAACACCAUUCCAAAACACCGCGGCACGACGAGCAGAUACUUAAGACUCGAAAAGAACGAAUAGAUUCGAAGACAGCAGAAGGGAAGCAUCAACGGUCUGAAAACAAGAAGCUAGGCUGCCGUGAUAGGCAUCACGAUGCGGUUUUCCCGGUGAAUCCAAGGUCGGGCAAACAGACCACUUGGACAGAAGCGACGGACAGCACUGGAGACAUGUAUACAUAUCGGGGUGGAGCAGAAAGAGGGCAAUCAUGUGCACAAUUAAUGCACAUCACUGAUGUUCAUUUUCGAAAAAAGGACGAUGUCCAGCCGGAAGCGGGAUUGGGCCAAGAAACCCAGACUGCGGAAGAUACAAUCGUGUAUACGGCUCUAGAUUCGUGGUCGAUCAUCAUCGCAGACCUCGAAACGCACUUCGCUCAGGACAUACAGGCAAGAUGA
Molecule: messenger RNA, 657 nt
Organism: Glarea lozoyensis ATCC 20868
Lineage: Eukaryota; Fungi; Ascomycota; Leotiomycetes; Helotiales; Helotiaceae
Exons: 2
Coding region: 1-657 (218 amino acids)
Source: RefSeq, a predicted model, not a curated record